This is a messenger RNA of Sorex araneus (European shrew), 2835 nucleotides long. RefSeq names its product CASP8 and FADD like apoptosis regulator (gene CFLAR). Bases 774 to 2207 code for a protein of 477 amino acids. Lineage: Eukaryota; Metazoa; Chordata; Mammalia; Eulipotyphla; Soricidae. The transcript is spliced from 10 exons. The record is from RefSeq and is a predicted model, not a curated record. Gene Ontology annotation, biological process: negative regulation of extrinsic apoptotic signaling pathway via death domain receptors; proteolysis. Gene Ontology annotation, molecular function: protein binding; cysteine-type endopeptidase activity.
CUCUGCACUCAGGAAUUACUCCUGGCGGGAUUCAGGGGACCCUAUGGGAUGCCGUGGAUCGAACCCGGGUCGGCCGCGUGCAUGGCAAAAGCCCUACCCGCUGUGCUAUCGCUCCGGGCCCCCUAACCCCACCUCAACUCGCAACCCUCCGGGCUGUUUUUCAAGGUCUCUGAGAGGGUGGGGGGCACUAUUGAAAGCGGAAACCCGCUGCAGAUUUGGACGCAGGAGCUCCGGCCGGGGGGUGGGGGCUGAGGGUCUUCCUUUCUCCUUCCACAGUCAACAAUAAGGACGAGGGCGCCCUGGCGGUCCACCCACUGAAACUUGGCGCCCCAUAAUUUCCGCUUCGUAAGCCUUUUGCUUAUUACAAGGGAGGACUUGCCUCGUGUACAGCUCGGCGUGGCACACCCUGUGGAGUUUCGGUGGUGCUGGGGUCGAGGGUUUUGGAAUCCGAAGCAUCCCAAGCGGAAAAUCCUAGGAGGGCUGCGUGGAGGAAGCGCCUCCAAAGCUGCUUGAUGGCUCUUUCGGCCAGCUGCUAGUCAGGUCUGGAGUAUAGCAAGACCUGUGGAACGGACCAUUAGAGGGUUACUACUUUGACACCCCUCUCGCCGAAAUUCAAAGGGAAGAGCCGCUGAUGUCCCAGUAAUGUCUCCAUCGCAAAGAUUUCUGAAAGACACGAAGAAUGCCAGCAGAAUAGAAGUCAGGAGCUCUGCCUGUUGAUUGACGCAUGGACUUGCAUCCUGAGCGCCCCUGGACGUGACAGCCGUCAGUGAGCCAUGACUGCUGAGGUCAUCCACCAAGUGGAGGAGGCCCUUGACGAUGAGGAUAAGGAGGUGAUGCUUUUCUUAUGCCGCGAUGUUGCUGCGGAUGUAGCUCCACCUGAUGUCAAAAAUCUUUUGGAUAUUUUGAGUGAGAGAGGGAAGCUGUCUGAUGUGGACUUGGCAGAGCUGCUCUACAGAGUGAGGCGGAUUGACCUGAUCAAGAGGAUCUUGAAGAUGGACAGGAAAGCAGUGGAAGACCACCUGACUGUGCACCCUCCCCUUGUUUCCGACUAUAGGGUGCUAAUGAGUGAGAUUGGCGAGUGUUUGGACAACUCUGAUGUAUCCUCAUUAAUUUUCCUCCUGAAGGACCAUCUGUGCCGAGGCAAGAUGUCCAACAAGAAGAGUUUCUUGAAGCUUGUGGUCGAAUUGGAGAAACAAGAUCUGCUGGCUCCAAAUCAAUUGGAUUUACUCGAAAACUGCCUAAAGAGCAUCCACAGAAUAGACCUGAAGAGGAAGAUUCAGAAGUUCAAGCUGUCUGCUCAAGGAGGAGAUGCUAAAUAUAUGAAUGUUCUUUCGGCUUCUCUCCCAAAGCUGAGUCUUAAUGAUUCUGCACAUAACUUCAUGUUCCAGAAUGGGAAAAAUGAAGAAAAAAGAAUCACUGUGGAACAACAAGCAAUUCAAAGAGUACCAGUGAAGACAUCCAUUCAGGAAUCAGCAGCAUGUCAGAACGUGCCAGAAAAGAGAUACAGGAUGCAGAGCAAGCCCCUGGGAAUCUGCCUGAUCAUUGAUUGCCUCUGCAGUGAUACAGAGUUUCUUCGGUAUACCUUCAUUUCUCUGGGCUAUGAGGUCUGCCAUUUUGUCUGUCAAAAUGCACAACAGAUAAAGUAUACUCUUCAGAAAGUGGCCCGGAUGCCUCAACACCGAGACUGUGACAGUUUUGUGUGUGUCCUGGUGAGCCGAGGAGACUUCCAGUAUGUGUUUGGCAAGGAUGAGACUUCCUCGGGGUUACCUUUGGAUCAGAUCAAGAGGAUCUUCAUGGCAGAUGCCUGCCCAUCCCUCCUAGGGAAGCCGAAGAUCUUUUUUAUUCAGAACUACCUGGUGUCACAGGGCCACCACGUAAACAGCAGCUCCCCAGAAGUGGAUGGACCAUCAGUGAGAGUUGUGGACGCCAGGGCCCAGCACUCCGACAUGGUUCACCGAGAAGCUGACUUCUUCUGGAGCGUGUGCAGGGCAGAUGUGUCUUUGCUGAAGCAGCCCUCCAGCUCACGGUCGCAGUACCUGCUGUGCCUCUCCCAGAAGCUGCGGGGCGAAAAAAAAUGCCUCAUUGAUCUUCAUAUUGAUCUCAACCAAACCAUGUAUCUCUGGAACAGCAGAGUGUCUGAAAAGGAGAAGUACCUUGUUUAUCUGCAGCACACACUAAGAAAGAAACUCAUUCUCUCUUCCACAUGAAAGACUGAAGGCCUCACUUGUUUCAAUAAUACAAGUUCUGCUUGUCUAACUGAGUGCUAGAUUCCUAAGCGUUGCUUAAUUGUCAGAUUACUGAAGAGUGCCAGCAGGAUUUUUUUUUUUUUUGGGUCACACCCAGAGAUGCACAGGGGUUACUUCUGGCUCUGCACUCAGGAAUUACCCCUGUCGGUGCUCAGAGGACCAUAUGGGAUGCUGGGAAUCGAACCCGGGUUGGCCGAAUAUAAGGCAAAUGCCCUACCUGCUACGAUAUUGCUCCAGCCCCUGCCAGCGGGAUUUUAACGUAGUACUCAUGAAACAGAGCCUGUAUUGAUGAUUGCAGAUGGAAGCUAUGAAAUCACAUGAGAGGGAUCUUAAUGGCCUGGCAGCCUGGGCCCCUUUCUCUGGCAUGUGUGGGCUAGGUAGCAAGUGUUCCCAUGGACUGACUCUGCUUCCUAUUAUCCAGGAUAGCACUGGACUUUUGGGGUGAAAGCACACCACUUUUGCCAUUGUGCCUUAGAAUGCCACAUAAUAAAUCUUUGAUUCAUAAAAAUACUGUAGUUAUACUAUGUUGCAUUUUAGUUUUAAUGUAUUUUAUAUAUUUGGAAAGCAAGUAAAAAUGAUACACUGAUGA